Messenger RNA from Sinocyclocheilus rhinocerous, 314 nucleotides. RefSeq names its product B-cell receptor CD22-like. Gene Ontology annotation, cellular component: external side of plasma membrane. Gene Ontology annotation, biological process: immune response; cell surface receptor signaling pathway. NCBI's taxonomy places the organism in Eukaryota, Metazoa, Chordata, Actinopteri, Cypriniformes, Cyprinidae. The transcript is spliced from 2 exons. The record is from RefSeq and is a predicted model, not a curated record. The annotation marks the transcript as partial. Gene Ontology annotation, molecular function: transmembrane signaling receptor activity.
UCUUCUGCUUUUAGUGCUGAUGUCCUUCAUCCACGCUGGACUCACUCAAGCGAUACCAAAACCUGUAGUGAAGGUGAGUCCAGAUCAGCGUGUGUUCAGAGGAGAGACAGUCACUCUCACAUGUGACAUACAGAGAGCAGGAAACAUUCAGUGGACAUACAGCUGGUUUAAAGAUGGAAACACUUUAUAUCCAUACAGAACAACAACAACAGCAGAGUACAGUUUCAGUGCUUAUUAUGUGUCUGACAGUGGUGACUACAGCUGUAGAGGACAGAGAUCAGACAUCAGUGCUGCUGUUACACUGACUGUAUCAG